AUGGAACCGGUGUCAACGUGCGGCAUCCCUUCGUCUGGUCCAUCAUUCCAUGACGCACAAAAGAGGGCCCCUCCGUCGCUGUCUGAUUGCACCAAUGUCUUUGUCGUGACCCCCAGCUCAGAACAAGCGUUAUGCAGGAUCCCAGCCACCUUGGUAGUGGAUCCAUUCAGACAAAAGAGGCCGCAUCAUAAAUCCAAGCGCGGAUGCCUCCAAUGCAGGAAACGACGAGUAAAGUGCGACGAGAGAGUCCCGGAAUGCUCAGCAUGCAGCCGCCGACAGGAGUCUUGCAGCUUUAGGGCUAUGAGCCGCAGGAGAGAGGCUGCUGAAUACCGAGAGAGCGUUGAGCGGGUGCCUCGAAGCGUCUCACAGCAAUACGGACUGGCACUGAAUGAAGCAGAUGGAGCAGUGAAUUUGCUACACAUGGAACUCUUUCACCACUUCCAACACAAGACGGUCCCAACACUUGUCUUUAGCCCGGAAGCCUGGGAUUAUGCGCUGCAGUUAUCAUUCAGCUUCCCGACUCUGAUGCAUGCCAUACUCUGUGAGUCGGCGAGGCAUCUGUCGUUUCUCUUUCCCAAUGAGCAAAGGUAUGCCACAGCAGCAACCACUCAUUUGAUAAGGACAUUAAACCUCUACCGUAACGAGCUUUCUGUUGAAUUCACGCCAUCUAACAUUGAUGCAUUCCUGACCACGACCAUACUAUUAGUCGUGGAGAUGUGGUCCAAUGUCGAAUUUGCGGUGCUUGAGCCUGACGGGACCAUGUCUUAUGAUCCACUCAAAGACCACAUCUUCAAACAUAGCCUCGGUGUUUUGCACGUAUUCUUGAGUUGUGUUCCCCUCUCCUUCCAUAAGCCGUCCCCAUUCCUACCACACAUUAGAUACAGCUCUCGGACUGUCCUAGUCAACGCUGCAAAGCUAAGUAAAGAGUCGUUUGAGAACUUCAGGCGGUUCUUUUCAUAUGACCGCCCUAUCAGCCCUUCUCUCCUUUCCAUUCCUCUCCCCUUUAUUCGCAAUUCCGACCUUGCCCCAGAAAGCUCGUUGGCUGUGGAGGUUCCAAAACUAGCAGAAAUAGGCCCCUCCAUGUCCAAAGAAGCAGGCUACUCUUUGCAAGGUUAUUAUGGCAUUGUGGACCGCAUUUGCCUCAUAUCGUCUUUUCUCCCAGAGGCACGAGAUGGAGAAUUCGAGGCUCUGAGCUCCGAGUUGACAAAAAACAUUUCCCGGUAUCUUCUCAUCUUCCCUCUUCUGUGUGACCAGCAGUUUGUCUCGAUGGUGAGACAUGGAGACCUUCACGCAAUGGUCUUAUUGUAUCACUUUUACCGCGCUGUAAGGAUUCUUGUUCCUCCAACUGAGCAUUGGUGGGCGCAAAAAAGAGCGAGUUUGUCAGAGACGGUGAUAGAGAGUUGGAUACUACGAGAGUGCUCUAGGAAUGAGGCUUCAGCUCAAUAGGUAGUCAUGGACGUACAUGGGCUUUCCUGGGAGCGAUUAAC
Trichoderma asperellum CBS 433.97 is the source of this 1487-nucleotide messenger RNA. RefSeq lists its product as uncharacterized. Gene Ontology annotation, molecular function: DNA-binding transcription activator activity, RNA polymerase II-specific. Gene Ontology annotation, biological process: regulation of transcription by RNA polymerase II. The record is from RefSeq and is a predicted model, not a curated record. NCBI's taxonomy places the organism in Eukaryota, Fungi, Ascomycota, Sordariomycetes, Hypocreales, Hypocreaceae.